Molecule: messenger RNA, 1091 nt
Organism: Dama dama (fallow deer)
Lineage: Eukaryota; Metazoa; Chordata; Mammalia; Artiodactyla; Cervidae
Gene: RGS10
Product: regulator of G protein signaling 10
Exons: 6
Coding region: 233-778 (181 amino acids)
Biological process (GO): regulation of G protein-coupled receptor signaling pathway
Molecular function (GO): GTPase activator activity; G-protein alpha-subunit binding
Source: RefSeq, a predicted model, not a curated record
CCGGGGCCAGGCGACGCCCCCGCUGGCUUUCGCGGCCGUAGGAAGGCCCAGCGCCAACGGCGUCGGGCCGGCCGGGGAGCGCAGCGAUCCUGGAACCCGAGGGCAAGAGGGCGAAGGCCGUGGGCUGCACUUGGGCUUUGCAGAACCACGAGAUCUCGGCUUUCCGGUCUCGGAACCAGGAGCCGCCGCGCAGCCCGGCUGCUCCUCCUUCCUCCCCGGGGUGCUCGCGGCGAUGUUUAACCGCGCAGUGAGUCGACUGAGCAGGAAGCGGCCGCCGUCAGACAUCCACGACAGUGAUGGGAGCUCCAGCAGCAGUCACCAGACCCCCAAGAGCACAGCCAAAUGGGCGUCUUCCCUGGAGAAUCUGCUUGAAGACCCAGAAGGCGUGAAAAGAUUUAGGGAAUUUUUAAAAAAGGAAUUCAGUGAAGAAAAUGUUUUAUUUUGGCUAGCAUGUGAAGAUUUUAAGAAAACACAAGAUAAAAAGCAGAUGCAGGAAAAGGCAAAGGAGAUCUACAUGACCUUUCUGUCCAGCAAGGCCUCGUCCCAAGUCAACGUCGAGGGCCAGUCCCGCCUCAAUGAGAAGAUCCUGGAGGAACCGCAUCCACUGAUGUUCCAGAAGCUCCAGGACCAGAUCUUCAACCUCAUGAAGUAUGACAGUUACAGCCGCUUCUUAAAGUCUGACUUGUUCUUAAAACACAAGCGGACCGAGGAAGAGGAUGAAGAAUCACCAGAUGCCCAGACUGCAGCUAAAAGAGCUUCGAGAAUUUAUAACACAUGAGCCCUCCAGGAGCUAGCAGGACUGGCAGCUUUCAGAACCGAAGGAACUCACUCUCAGGACCAUGCAGGGUGCAUAAUGGCUUUGUUAUCUGCAAGGACUGAAAUGUACAAAACCCUUCCAUGGGAUCUGUGUAUUUUAUUAUCUGCUUGACCAGUAAGUUUUGCAUGAUGGCUAAUCUUAGAUAAAAAGACAAAUAGCUUUGAAGUUUUAGUUCUGUCUCACACACAAAAGUGAAAUAGUCCUUACACACUGGACAUCUUGAGUAUUUUACGGCUUGAUUAAACUUCAUGUGAGGCCUCCAGGUGAAACUUAA